Molecule: messenger RNA, 468 nt
Organism: Schistosoma guineensis
Lineage: Eukaryota; Metazoa; Platyhelminthes; Trematoda; Strigeidida; Schistosomatidae
Source: the annotation of a GenBank genome assembly
AUGGAAAUCAUCGAUGGUCUACUAUUUAUGAAAAGACCUGAAAAUCCAAAGCAGAUAACUGAAAGAAAGAAAGUUGAUUUGGAGAAUGGCGAGCAUAAUUAUUCAAAGAACUUUGACAAGACAUUGACAGAAGAAGAAGAAGAAGAAGAUCCAACGAAUUGUUCGUCAACAUUACUUGAGCAUAAAUCUCAAUUAGAGAGUCGUCUACUCACUCGUGAUGAUCUGAUUAAUUUAGACAAAAUUGAACCUCGUUGGAGAUAUAUUCGAAUAGGAUUAUUAAUUGGAUUUGGGAUUAUAUUUUUUGGUCUUUUAGCAGCAUGUAUUGUUUACAUAAUUGUUGGAGAAAAAUGCCCAUCUGUGCCCAAAUUACCAUUUUGGAAAUCAACAGUUGGUUACUGGUUAGAUGUGUUUGCAUUUAAAGACUUUUCUGGCGAUUUAGUCGGAGAUCUAAACGGUAAUGAGUAUUAG